GACGACAAAAAACGUGAUCACCACAAUGACAAUCUCCAGAUUCUAUGUUUUAGGGAAGAAGCAAAAGCAAAAUGGCAUAUUAACCACGAAAUAGAGCCAUGAUCUUCAACUUCAACUCUAUGAUAUUUCUUGAACACGAGACUCCUGUGUAUGGAGUUUUCGUAGUUGUCGGCAGCUGCUUCUAGAUCUAGAAGUCGCAAAAUCUGCAAAAAAUCUACAUCAACACGAUGUCAUCGUCACUCCAGAAUAAGUCCACAUCCUCCUCCAGCAUGACUUCUGGUACCACGGACAAAGGCCUCCGCGGCGGCCCGGCCAAGACCUAUUCACUCGAGGGUUUGAGAGCGAUGGGAAUCGGCACGCUCCGAAUCUUGGCCCGGGCCCAGGGCAUCCAGGCCCCAACCUCCAAGCCGCAUCCCUCGGAAACGGUGGAAUCGCUGGCACAGCAGAUUUUGGAAAAACAGGAGCGGGAAAAGUCUCUGAGUCUGAACUCCUCAAACGGCUCCAUCCGAGCAGAAAAUCUCAGGAGCGCGAUCUCCCGCGCGAAAAACACAACUGGGGUGGUCGAGCGGAAAGGAGAACCGCAUGAGGGCGUAAUAGGUCUUGCUGGUGGGACGGUAGCACAGCAAAAACAAGCAGAGGCAGCGACUCGAGAACCACCGCCACCCACCUACCACAGUGUGAAUAAGGAGAACCAGCAGCAGGACGAGCCGCCCCCGUCCUACAGCGUUGCAACGGGAGCUGGUGGAGCAGUUGUAGCUCCUCAGGGUAGUGCAGCAAACUCCAUGAUCCGCCAGCUGGUUUCUGGGCCGACGGUGACAGCGAGCUCCAGUACAAACCCGAAUCCCCUAGGCGCUGGAACAAACAUUGGCGGGACCGAGAGACCAAAUUUUUCCUCGAACGAGGAGGCCAGUGAGUCUGCUGGACCGAACAACAUCAACAAUCUCGGGACCACGACAAAUAAACACACGGCGCCCACCUCCGCUACCACCCGGAUUGUGCAACACCCGGACGAGCGACCGCUGCAGCCCCCGUCGUACAACUCCCAUUUUUCCGCGAGAAGUGCUGUUAACUCUUCCAGUGUCAGCGAGCAGCAGCUCCCUGCGACGGUCAGCUAUGAACUGCAAAAGUAUCGUACUCGUAUAAAUGCAUUACAAAUUUUCUCAGCAUGAGAAAUAGAAUUUGUGAUGCAGAUUUACCGUAAGAAAAAAAUUUGUAGUGCAUGAUUGCAAUACGAGUGCGAUACUUUUGCACAGGAUAUCAGCACCUUGACGAACAAUUCGUUUCUGAACACAAACUAUCAUGUGCAAAAGUAUCGUACUCGUAGUAAUUGCAUUUAUGCAUUACAAAUCUCCGUCCCAAGGUAGAUCAGCAUGACAAAUUCCAUUUCUCGCGCUAAGCUAAUUUGUAGUAAUGCAUUGUAUACUACUACUAGUGCGAUGCUUUUUCAUUGCAUACAAACAGCAACAGCAAGCAAAAUCUUCCAAAUGAGUUUGGAUUUGGACCAAAUCCAAACGACCCCUCCCGUUCCCGCACGCCGAAGCGCACGAACCCCAUGAAGUUCAUGCCCUCGGCGAGGCAAAACGCUGCGAAUUUUAUUGCCAAUAAUUCUGGCAAUCAUGGAGCGACUAAUGCUUCGGCUCUUGAACAGCAGCAGCAGCAGCAGCAAUAUAGUGGAGGUGUUGUAGCGCCACAAGUGGCAGCACAUCAAACCAACCGGUCCUCCACGGGGAAAGCGCCCUCCCGUCGGCCCUCGGACCCGCCGGAGUCGUCUUUACCGCACAGAUACCCUGUGCAAAAGUAUCGUACUCGUAGCAAUCGCUGUCAUGCAUUACGAAUCUCCUUCUUAACCUAUAUCCGCAUUACAAAUUCCAACUUUCCUGCUGAGGGAAUUGGUCAUGCGAUUUCUACUACUACGAUGCUUUUGCAUUUCAUAACAGAAACCGGUUUCAGAAAAUCACCGGAGGUGGAGGUGGCACCACGACAACUACGCAUACGAAUCUGAGUUUUUUGUCGCAAAAUUCCUCCACUUCAAAUCUGCACCAACAUCAGACGAAGAAUUCCGCACGAAGGGUGAGCUCCGCGCACAACCAACGACGGAUCUCCGGAGUGGGAAUGGGAGCACAGCAGGGAGGUGCUGGAAGUAGAGAUCUCAAGAGCGGCUUAGGCACUGGUGCUGGAAUGGGCAUGGCAACGGGCGGGAACCCGAAUUUCAACUCUGCAGCGAGAAGGGCUUCAUCCCUGGUCGGCGGGAGCAACAAUAGCAGUGGUGGUUCUGGCACGUCGGCUGCUGCACCGCGUGGGAUUUUGAAGAACACAAGCAAUCAGCCGGCGCUUAUCCACCCCCCAUGGAACAGCAGCACUGCGAACACUUCGUUCAACCAAAACAUCGGAAGUUUAGCGACGAGCAACGGCCAAAACAACAACGCGAUGAAUACGUCACAGAACAAUCAGUACUACGAGCGCGAGCGUGCGGCGAGUAGAAUACCGCAUCCAACGUCUAACUCGAGCAGAAGAAGUCUCGCGCCGCCGAAUUUCGGGCCGGGAAACGCGAUGUCGCGGUCCGCGUCGGAGCCUGGACUGGGGCCAGGGAUUAUCAUGCAAGCGGUGCAGCAGCACCAGCAGAUAAAUCAAGACGUCGACAAAGAUAUCGACAUGCUGGCUGGACAGGGGACAGUAGUACAAGCGCAACAUCAACAGCAACCACCUUCCGGCACUCUCUCCGGUGCUGGUCCUCUGCUGAAUUCCAGCAGUAUGAACAAUUUAAACAACUCCUCUGCCAAUCUGUCCUUCUCCUCCGCUCUUUCCCAGCAGGACGUGAGUAUGUUGCAGAUGAGUUUUGUUCACCAGCAUCAGCAGCAAAACUUGAAUCCGCAGCAACAGGGACCACCUGCUCCUCCUCCCCAAUCUGAUCCGGAGCAGGAGCGCGCCCUCCGCAACCAGAUCGAGCAGGAACUCCGCCAAAAAAUCGAGCAAGAACUGAGGCAGAGCCUCGAACAGGAAGUGCGGCAGAAGCUCGGGCAGGAGUACACGGCAAAAUUUGAGCACUUCACGCAGCGAGAGCGGGAGAGCAUGCAGAAAACCUUUCAGGAGGAAGUCGCGAAAAAAGAGCAGGAGAUCCGGGAUUCGAUGCGUACCGAGAUGGUGGCGCAGCUCCAACAGGAACAGACGAAGUUGAAGCAGGAGUGCGAAAAAUUUGAACAGGACAUGCACGCCCAGUUCAACCACGCAGUAGGGUUUAAGGUAGACAGUUACAAGAAGGAGCUGCAGAAAGCGAAACAGGAGCUGGAAAAAAAGCAAGAAUUAGCCGCGACGAUGACGAACGAACUGGAAAAUCUGAAAACGACGAACGCGAAUUUGGUGCAAAACUUGAACACUUUGGCCGCAGGGGCGAAGAGUCCAGCUGCGGGUGGAGCAGCUUCUGGUGGUACUAGCACGACAGGAGGCAUGACAAUGAAGCUGCAGCAAGACGUCACACCAGUGCAGUCGCAGAACUCGAAAUCAAACGCGAUGGAGGUGGAUUCCACACCGAUACAACCUCCGGGAAACAUCAAUACAUCAGCCAGUGCAGACGUGAACAAGAGUCUUCCCACAGGAGCAGCAGCUCCGGUAGUGGCGCUUGCAGCAGUUCCCACCGAAGCCGAGUUGAAGAAGGAGAUUUUGCAAGGCGUGCGAAAAUCUGUGACCUUCAACGAGGAGCCCGAUGUACGGGUGUAUGGAAACUCGCAACCUGACUCUGUAGCUCCUCCUGCUUCGCAACUACUAGGAUCUUCCUCUCAGCAGCUUCCUGUGCAAGAGGACAGCAAUAACGGUGGCACUGCUGGUGGUGACAACAACCAAGACAACCAGGACUGUGUCAUUACCCCGAUGUCUACGAGCUCCAGCUCCCGGAAACGGGAGUCCAGUGGGAAAAUGCAAGACAGUUUGGACGGCAAGGCUGCUGGUGGUAACAAUCCUUCUUGCUUCAAUCCCAACGCAGCGGAGGAUGGCGAGGAAAUAGAGCCUUUGAGUAAGAAGACCACGUCGGCAAAAAAGAAGCUGAUCACGAAGGAUACAGGUGGGGGAGGAGAUGGACAAGAGGGUCAAUUUCAACAGCAAGAACUGCUGCACAAUUACGAUGACGACAUGAACGACACAGCUUCGCUCCCGUUACAAGCGAAAAUCGAUUUGCUGCAACGGCAGUCCAUGCACAACACGCUCAUGCUGAACGCGCGGACCAGUUCGAUGAAUAAAAACCAGAUCGGAGUCAAUCUGCUCCCUAACGCGACUACGGCGAAUGACCAGCAAGCUGCCGAUGUGGAGCAGUUCAGCCCUGAUUUGGAUCCGGAGAUCUUAGACGCGAUGGGCAUGAGCUUCAUGGAGACGAGUGAGAAUGGUACGGCAGGUGCUGGGAGUGAGCAGGCCGGCGGAAGCUCUUCCAGCACGGCAAACGCAGCGGACAGUGGCGGUUUCCGAGCAGCUGCGAGCGCUGCGGCGAAAGCGAGUGGCGCGACUGGACCGGCUUCUGGCAAUAAAGGCGGCGCACCAGCCGCGCCUUCUGCGAAAGGAGCUGCUACUGGUGGAAAGAAGGGCGCUGCAGGGAAAAAAGCGGGUGCAGCAGUGCCUGGGAAGAACGGAG
This is a messenger RNA of Amoebophrya sp. A120, 4615 nucleotides long. Lineage: Eukaryota; Dinophyceae; Syndiniales; Amoebophryaceae. The record is from the annotation of a GenBank genome assembly.